Lates calcarifer (barramundi perch) is the source of this 1060-nucleotide messenger RNA. RefSeq lists its product as uncharacterized. NCBI's taxonomy places the organism in Eukaryota, Metazoa, Chordata, Actinopteri, Centropomidae. The transcript is spliced from 4 exons. The record is from RefSeq and is a predicted model, not a curated record. The coding region runs from base 283 to 1038 and encodes 251 amino acids.
GAAGAAGACUGUCAAAAUGUCAAGCGAUGACGUAGAGAACAUGGACUUUGUGAGUAGCUGUUUAUCAGCAAGUCUGCAACCUAAUGCUGGACAUUGUUCAUUGCCGUAAUUUUCUUUUUUAUUCAAAUAACCUGUUUUCAUUCUUGGUAUAGUGGGAAAUUAAAAUUCUGCAACCCUCAGCAUCUCCUGAUACGUUUGCUAAGUUGGCCUCAAAAUGAAGAUGAAGCUCAAGUCACUCUCUCUGUCAAGUGGUUAGAGGGUUGUCGACCGCAGAAAUAUAAGAUGACACUACAGCGAGUUCUUCAGACUUGGGGCAACAACUUUUCUGCAGACUGCGUAGUUGUAGAUGUGUCAGAAGAUGGGACAGCUGUGAUUACGAUAAAACCUGCUUCAGCUUUGAGCGGGCUUCAGAAACUGGUUGGACAAACACUGUUCAACAAAGAAGGGACACCAACAGUCACAGUAAAGUCUGUUAGCCUGGGAACACCAGAGCUGGAGACACAAAUACCUGAUGAUGCUUCAAUUGACCUUCCCCCGUCAUUUGUGUCAGAACCACAAAAUGUGGAGGGACACCUGAAGGAACAAAGUAGUGCAGCAGGACAGGAAACAAAUACUUGUGAUAUUCCUAUGCACCAUUUCUCGUAUGUGACCCAGAACUACAAGGAGGAAAUUAAACGUAUUGAGAAAGUGAAUGGAGUUAAACUCGUGGCAGAGGUGAAGCUGACGUUUGAAGCUGACCAGAAAGAUGGACGUCCAAACUACGCUUUCUCUGAGUUCAUAAAUCUUGUUCAGAAGUGCUCUGGUGAAUCCAGGGGCUUCACUGUUCCUCUUAAGAACAUGAAUCCAAAACAGUGGAGUGACGCACUGAAAAUAAUCCAGAGACCUGAGAACAAACUUCUGCUAACUCUGUCCUCUGAAGAAAUGACUGUAUGUGGGCCAAGACAAAGUCAAGACGCUGUCAGAAAGUCGAUAAGUACAACACAGAGAACCUUAACAAAUACAGACACUUCUACUACAGUCUACACAGGUGUUGCAUGACACACCACUGAGGACUGGCAUG